GGGGCGGGGUCCAGCACUGCGCGUGAUGCUGAGGGCCCUGCCUUUACUACUCUUCCCCGAGCAGCUUCCUCUUCACGGUCAGACUUAAGCCAGGUCCCUUGCAGCGCACCAGUACCGGGGACGGAGGCCCCUUGGACCGCUAACAGGGCGCAGAACUGAGCCGAGGUCACACCACCGCGUUCGCGCUCAGUGCUCGUGCCGAGGGGAUAAUGGCAGCUAACUGUGUCCUCCUGCACACUGGGCAGAAGAUGCCCCUGAUUGGAUUGGGCACCUGGAAGAGCCAGUCUGGUGAGGUAAAAGCUGCUGUUAAGUAUGCCCUGAGUGUAGGCUACCGCCACAUUGACUGUGCUGCCAUCUACGGCAAUGAGACUGAGAUUGGGGAGGCCCUGAAGGAGGAUGUGGGACCCGGCAAGGCAGUGCCUCGGGAGGAGUUGUUUGUGACUUCCAAGCUGUGGAAUACUAAGCACUACCCCGAGGAUGUGGAGCCUGCCCUGCGGAGGACGCUGGCUGACCUCCAGCUGGAGUAUCUGGAUUUGUACCUGAUGCACUGGCCUUAUGCCUUUGAGCGGGGAGACAACCUUUUCCCUAAGAAUGCUGAUGGGACUAUCCGCUAUGACUCCACCCACUACAAGGAGACUUGGAAGGCUCUGGAGGCACUGGUGGCUAAGGGGCUGGUGCGGGCAUUGGGACUUUCCAACUUCAAUAGUCGGCAGAUCGAUGAUGUGCUCAGUGUGGCCUCUGUGCACCCAGCUGUCCUGCAGGUGGAAUGCCACCCAUACCUGGCUCAGAAUGAGCUGAUUGCCCACUGCCAAGCACGCGGCUUGGAGGUGACUGCUUAUAGCCCUCUGGGCUCCUCUGAUCGUGCUUGGCGUGAUCCUACCGAACCUGUCCUGCUUGAGGAUCCAGUGGUCCUGGCACUGGCUGAAAAGUAUGGCCGAUCUCCAGCUCAGAUCUUGCUCAGGUGGCAGGUCCAGAGGAAAGUGAUCUGCAUCCCCAAGAGUAUCACACCUUCCCGUAUCCUUCAGAACAUCCAGGUGUUUGACUUCACUUUUAGUGCAGAAGAGAUGAAGCAGCUUGGUGCCCUGAACAAAAAUUGGCGAUACAUUGUGCCCAUGCUUACGGUGGAUGGGAAGAGGGUCCCAAGAGAUGCCGGGCACCCUUUGUACCCCUUUAAUGACCCAUAUUGAGACCACAGCUUGCUGACUUUAGCUUUCCAGCUAUGAGGUCCUGCCAUCCCCAGAAAGAGGGACUUAAUAAAGCUAUUGGAAUUUAUACCUGUA
Molecule: messenger RNA, 1280 nt
Organism: Manis pentadactyla (Chinese pangolin)
Lineage: Eukaryota; Metazoa; Chordata; Mammalia; Pholidota; Manidae
Gene: AKR1A1
Product: aldo-keto reductase family 1 member A1
Exons: 9
Coding region: 210-1187 (325 amino acids)
Biological process (GO): aldehyde catabolic process
Cellular component (GO): cytosol
Molecular function (GO): aldose reductase (NADPH) activity
Source: RefSeq, a predicted model, not a curated record